GGCUAAGAUCUCUAGUUCUUAGUUAAAACGUUUUGCUACUGCAACUGCAACUGUACCUUCUUCUACAGAAAAGCUCUUCUCUACUCAUGCUACAUUAAUUUUUCAUUUGCUGUUGUACUGCACUUAAUACAAAAAGAUGCGUGAAGUAGUCUCAAUUCAUAUUGGCCAAUGUGGAUCCCAAGUUGGCAAUGCUUGCUGGGAGCUGUACUGCCUGGAGCAUGGAAUUAAUCCUGGUGGAUCUAUGCCCUCAGACAAAACUGUAGGACAUGGAGACGAUUCAUUCAACACUUUCUUCAGCGAGACUGGUGCCGGAAAGCAUGUGCCUCGUGCAAUUUUUGUUGAUCUUGAACCCUCCGUUAUUGAUGAAGUUCGCACAGGCACUUACCGGCGACUUUUCCACCCUGAGCAACUGAUCACCGGCAAAGAAGAUGCUGCCAACAACUAUGCUCGUGGCCACUACACUGUGGGUAAAACACUUUUGGAUCAGGCAAUAGAUAGGGUUCGCAAGCUUGCUGAUCAGUGCACUGGCCUUCAAGGAUUCAUCAUUUCUCGUUCGUUUGGUGGAGGUACUGGUUCUGGUUUUGCCUCUCUUCUAAUGGAGCGUCUCUCUACCGAUUUUGGAAAGAAAUCGAAGCUCGAAUUUUCUGUUUACCCAGCUCCUCAGAUUUCCACAGCCAUUGUUGAGCCAUACAAUACUGUGCUUACAACCCAUACCACUUUGGAGCAUUCUGAUUGUGCUUUUAUGGUUGAUAAUGAGGCUAUCUACGAUAUUUGCAGGAGAAACCUUAAUAUUGAACGACCUACGUAUGUCAAUCUCAAUCGUCUUUUCGCACAGAUUAUGUCGUCAAUCACAGCUUCACUACGCUUCGAUGGCUCUCUGAAUGUGGAUUUGAACGAAUUUCAGACAAAUCUUGUCCCUUAUCCACGCAUUCAUUUCCCAAUGACUGCCUAUUCCCCUAUCAUCUCCGCUGAGAAGGCCUACCACGAAACUCUAACUACGAUGGAAAUCACUAAUGAUUGUUUUGAGCCUGCCAAUCAGAUGGUGAAGUGUGACCCUCGUCAUGGCAAGUACAUGGCCUGCUGUCUACUCUAUCGUGGUGAUGUUGUUCCCAAAGAUGUGAAUACUGCUAUUUCUAACAUCAAGACCAAGCGAACCAUUCAAUUUGUUGACUGGUGUCCCACCGGCUUCAAGGUAGGCAUUAAUUAUCAAGCUGCAGCAGCCGUCCCUGGUGGUGAUGUGGCUAAAGUUCAACGAUCUGUUUGUAUGCUGUCCAACACGACUGCCAUUGCUGAGGCCUGGGCUCGUCUUGACCACAAGUUCGACUUGAUGUAUGCCAAGCGUGCAUUUGUCCACUGGUAUGUGGGAGAGGGUAUGGAAGAGGGUGAGUUCUCUGAGGCUCGUGAAGAUCUUGCUGCUCUCGAGAAAGAUUAUGAAGAGGUUGGUACUGACAGUAUAGAUGAAGAUGCUGAAGAAGCUAACAAUGAUUACUAGCUAAAGUAUACGUACCAGAAACGAUCUCUACAAAUUCUAUAGGUAUAUUAUAUUAGUCACCUGAUGCAGGAAGUUAUUUAAGCUGUUUUGUGAAUGAGGAAUUACUCAUGCAAAAUUAAUGUUCUUGUUUGAUUUUACACUUG
Halichondria panicea is the source of this 1635-nucleotide messenger RNA. Its product is annotated as tubulin alpha-1 chain-like. Gene Ontology annotation, cellular component: cytoplasm; microtubule. Gene Ontology annotation, molecular function: structural constituent of cytoskeleton; GTP binding. The transcript has a single exon. Gene Ontology annotation, biological process: microtubule cytoskeleton organization; mitotic cell cycle. The coding region runs from base 137 to 1492 and encodes 451 amino acids. The record is from RefSeq and is a predicted model, not a curated record. Lineage: Eukaryota; Metazoa; Porifera; Demospongiae; Suberitida; Halichondriidae.